UAAUUAUUAAAAUAUUAAAUAUUUCUAUAUAGUAAAAAAAAAAUUUCAAAAAUUUUGGGGGGGCCAUGGCCCCCCACCCUAACAUGUAGCUCCACCCCUGCCGCUACCAGUCACCAUCGCGCCACCAACCACCGUCAUCUCUAACUCUGCCAACGUCAAGUGAGAUGGCUUUGAGAGGUGCAUGGCAACUUCAAAAGCUGGUUCUGAGCUUUUCUGAUUUAGGAGGAAGUAGUAGGGGCAUCAGGGCAUUUAUGGAGUCACAUCUGCCAGCAUUUGGAGAGAAAAAUCCUCAGCUAGAUGUUGUUUCUCAGCUAAUUCGCAGUCAGCAUCCACAUUUGAAAGGACUUUACCGGAACAAAAAUGAAAAGGUGAUAUGCGUGAAGAAUAUGGAUCCAGAAGACGUACUUCUACAUGCAACCAGGCUAAGAAAUUCUUUGGGAAGAAAGGUUGUGAAACUGAAGACAAGACAUGUUGCCAAACACCCUAGCGUUCAGGGUACAUGGACAACAGACUUGAAAUUUUGAGCGCACUGUUGAAUUGGGGUUUGUUCAAAUUGAUUCUUCAUAAAGGAUUCAGAAAGCCUAAAAAAUUUUUUUAACCUUCACCAUGGCAGAUUGAAUAGUGUUUACUAUUUCUUUAAUAUUGUUUACAUUUCUCUCUCAUUUUAAUCCCUAUUGAUCAUCUUUACCAUGACUUUUGUUUUCCAAAAGAAUACUCAAGCUUACAGGCA
Molecule: messenger RNA, 730 nt
Organism: Quercus robur (English oak)
Lineage: Eukaryota; Viridiplantae; Streptophyta; Magnoliopsida; Fagales; Fagaceae
Product: 54S ribosomal protein L51, mitochondrial-like
Exons: 5
Coding region: 165-524 (119 amino acids)
Biological process (GO): mitochondrial translation
Cellular component (GO): mitochondrial large ribosomal subunit
Molecular function (GO): structural constituent of ribosome
Source: RefSeq, a predicted model, not a curated record